AUGGCGGCGACCCCGGAGUCUCUGCCCGCCCGCCGCCAUGCCGCCCCGGUGGGCCCUGCUGCCCCUGCUGCCCCUGCGCCUGUGCCGGCCGCGGCCCUGCCGCCCUCCCGCCCGGGCCCUCGCAGCGGCCGCCGCGCAGCGGUCUGGCCCCAGUAAUUAUUAUGAACUGUUGGGUGUGGAUCCUGGUGCCAGUGCUGAAGAAGUUAAAAGAGCUUUCUUCACCAAGUCCAAGGAGUUACACCCAGACCGAGAUCCUGGGAACCCCACCCUGCAUAGCCGUUUUGUGGAACUAAAUGAGGCAUACCAUGUGCUCAGCCACGAGCAGAGCCGGCUGAGCUACGACCGGCAGCUUCGCUCAGCCGGCUCUUCAGCGUCUCCAGGAACCACAGCCCAUCCCAAACCUCCCCAACACACGCACAGCUCCUGGGCACCCCCCAAUGCACAAUACUGGGCCCAGUUUCACCACGCGAGGCCACAGGGGCCUGAGUCGAGGCGGCAACAGCACAAAAACAACCAGCUGGUGCUGGGGUACUGCCUCCUGCUCAUGCUGGCGGGCAUGGGCCUGCACUACAUCGCCUUCAGGAAGCUGGAGCAGGUGCACCGGAAUUUCAUGGAUGAAAAGGAUCGGAUCAUCACGGCCAUCUACAAUGACACCCGGGCCAGGGCCAGGGCCCGGGGAGCCCGGCUCCGCCAGGAUCGCCAGCAAAGGCCGCCGCUGCCCUCCGGGCCUCCUCCCGCCCCCGCCCCCGCCCCCGCCCCCGGGAUCGUGCCGCGGGGCACCCGCUCCUGAGGGGUUUGCUCCAGGGGUUCUGCCGUGUGCGCCCCCGUUGCUGCCCGCCAGGACCGCGCGCUCCCCACGGCGCGUGCAAUAAACUAGCUGAUUCCUCAGACUCGGG
Perognathus longimembris pacificus (Pacific pocket mouse) is the source of this 896-nucleotide messenger RNA. It is a transcript of the gene Dnajc4, whose product is annotated as DnaJ heat shock protein family (Hsp40) member C4. The record is from RefSeq and is a predicted model, not a curated record. Lineage: Eukaryota; Metazoa; Chordata; Mammalia; Rodentia; Heteromyidae.